CACUCACACAAACAACUGAGAUACGACUUCCUGCCAAAAUUCAAGAUGAACAGUAAACCCUCACACAAGAUGAGUUCAGUGUUUAAUGAACUCCGCCUGAAUGGACACUUUUGUGACAUAAUUAUCAAAGUUGGAGAGACUGAAUUUCCGGCCCACAAGCUCAUCCUUUCAAACUGUUCCCCAUACUUCCGGGCUCUCUUCACACGAUGGUCUGAGCCAGAUCGGAAGGUCUUUCACAUACCCGGCAUCUCUGCUAAUACUAUGCAGCUCCUCCUUGACUACGCAUACACCGGUUUAUUGUCUGUCACAGAGAAAAAUGUGCGGGAAGUUAUGGUAGCUGCCGAUCAGUUUAAUGCAAUGGAUGUCAUACAGUCCUGCUGUGACUUCCUUGAGAAGACACUGAGCCCAAAAAACUGCAUCAGCAUCUGGCAGUUAACAAAAAUCUGCUUCCAGCUCACAUUGCACUCUAAGGCAUACCGAUAUAUCAUUGAGUACUUUGAGGAGGUUGUGGCCUACAGAGAAUUGUUCCAGCUCUCUGUGGAGGAGCUCAGUACAAUCAUUGAAAAAGACGACCUCAUUGUCAAAGAGGAAUUCAUUGUUUGGGAGGCUGUCUUGAAGUGGAUUCGUCAUUCUCCACAAGACCGUCAAAGACAUGUGGCUGCUCUCUUGUCUAAGGUUCGACUGGCCCUGUUGGGUAGGGACUAUAUCCGGGCCAAUCUGCUGACUAAUGACUUAAUCAGGAGCAGUACUGACUGCAUGCCCAUUAUUACCAGUGCUAUUAAAAUUGCAUCUACCAUCGACACAUACAGGCUUCCCUUUCCCGGCAUCUGUAAUGCCCUUUGCCGUCCUCGCCUGCCGAGUGCAAUCCUACUGGCUCUUGGGGGCUGGAGCGGUGGAGAUCCAACCAAUGGCAUUGAGGCUUAUGAUGUCCGGGCUGACCGCUGGAUCAACAUAACAAAUAAUCUAGAGAGUCCUCGUGCCUAUCACGGCGCUGCCUUCCUCAAUGGAUAUGUGUACUGCGUUGGUGGCUUUGAUAGAGUGGAGCAUUUCAACAGCGUGCGCAGGUUUGACCCCAGAACACACACUUGGUCUGAAGUGGCACCCAUGUACUGCCGCCGCUGCUAUGUGAGUGUAGCCGUGCUCAAUGGAUGCAUGUAUGCAAUGGGAGGCUACGAUGGACACUCAAGACUCAACACUGCAGAAUACUAUCGACCUGAAAUCAACCAGUGGAGUCAUAUUGCGUCGAUGCAUGAGCAGCGGAGCGACGCCAGUUGCACAGCCUUCAACAACAGGGUUUACAUUUGUGGUGGAUUCAAUGGACAUGAGUGCCUGCAAACAGCAGAGUACUACAGCCCAGAUACCAACCAGUGGACAAUAAUCUCCCCCAUGAACAGCCGACGCAGUGGCAUAGGAGUCAUUGCAUAUGCAGAUCGUGUCUACGCAGUUGGCGGAUUUGAUGGCACCAACCGUCUGUGCACUGCUGAGGCCUAUAACAUUCAAAAUAACACUUGGGAAAACUUGCCCUCCAUGAUGACACCCCGUAGCAACUUUGGCAUUGAAGUAAUUGAAGACAAGCUCUUUGUCGUCGGAGGCUUCAACGGCUUUACCACCACCUACAAUGUCGAGUGCUAUGAUGCCACAUUGGAUCAGUGGUCUGAGGCCUGUGACAUGUCCAUUUUCCGCAGUGCCCUGAGCUGCUGUGUGCUGUCUGGACUCCCCAACAUGACUGACUACUCUCUGAGUCGUGACGCCCUGCCACUGUUACAUUUUGAGGAGGAAAUGGAGUCAGGAGACUCCUCCUGAACAGUCUGUGGCAAUUGAGUACAAUCCACCCAUGUGCUCAACUGUAACAUUA
This is a messenger RNA of Melanotaenia boesemani (Boeseman's rainbowfish), 1855 nucleotides long. RefSeq names its product kelch-like protein 10. Gene Ontology annotation, molecular function: protein binding. The coding region runs from base 46 to 1803 and encodes 585 amino acids. The record is from RefSeq and is a predicted model, not a curated record. The transcript is spliced from 5 exons. Lineage: Eukaryota; Metazoa; Chordata; Actinopteri; Atheriniformes; Melanotaeniidae.